CCCCGGGCCGCGGGAUGCGCUCCGUCAGUUAUGUGCAGUGCGUGGCGCUGGAUUUCGCCGGCAGCCUCUUCCCGCACGCCAUCUGCCUGGGGGACGCCGACAACGACACGCUGAAUGAACUCGUGGUGGGAGACACCAAUGGAAAGCUCUAUGUUUACAAGAAUGAUGACAGCAAGCCCUGGGCUGUGCGAUCUUGCCAAGGAAUGCUCACRUGUGUCGGUGUGGGAGAUGUGUGCAAUAAAGGAAAGAAUUUCGUGGUGGCGGUGAGUGCGGAAGGCUGGUUUCACCUUUUUGACAUGACUUCUCCAAAUUCAAAACACCCAGAUGCUUCAGGCCACCAUGAGUUGGCAGGGACAGAAGAGCAGAAGCCAGUGUUCAAGCAGCACAUUCCUGCCAACACCAAGGUCAUGCUCAUCAAUGACAUUGAUGGAGACGGGAAGUGUGAGUUGGUGGUGGGUUACACUGACAGGGUGGUCCGUGCCUUCCGCUGGGAGGACUCAUCAGAGAAUUCAGAUCAUGUCUCUGGGCAGUUGCUACUGUUGAAGAAAUGGCUUCUAGAAGGUCAGGUGGACAGCCUCUCUGUGAACCCAGGCCCUGAUGGCUCACCAGAGCUGAUGGUGUCACAGCCAGGCUGUGGCUAUGCCAUCCUGCUGUGCACCUGGGACACGGAGCAGCGGGAUGCAGCCACGGGAAGGGACGGAUCUGCCCCAAGCAGUGAGGGCCCUGUUCGAGAUGUGAUUCUACACCAAACAUCUGGACGGAUUCACAACAAGAAUGUCUCCACUCAUCUGAUUGGUAGCAUUGCCCGAGGCUCCAGUGACAAUAGCGGCUCAGGUCUCUUUGCCCUCUGUACUCUGGACGGGACACUGAAACUCGUGGAAGGAGCAGACAAGCUGCUCUGGUCUGUUCAGGUUGAUCACCAGCUCUUUGCUCUGGAAAAGCUGGAUGUUACAGGCAAUGGGCAUGAGGAGGUGAUUGCCUGUGCGUGGGACGGUCAGACRUACAUCAUCGACCACAAUCGCACUGUGGCCAGAUUCCAAGCAGAYGAGAAUGUCAGUGCCUUCUGUGCAGGCCUCUAUGCAUGCAAAGAAGGAAGCAACAGUCCCUGUCUUGUUUAUGUCAGCUUCAGCCAGAAGAUCUACAUCUACUGGGAUGUGCAGCUGGAGAGAAUGGAGUCCACCAACCUGUUGAAAAUCCUGGAUGGUGAUCCAGAGUUUGAAAGUCUCCUGGAGCAGCUGGAUAUAGACAGAAGYGACGUUUCUGCUGUCAAAAAUCUGAUUCACAAAACACUCUACUAUCCUGAGAAAUACCAUCUCAGCAGCCCCUCGCAGGAUCCUGAUGGAACAGAUUCCUCUGCCCACUGCACUGGCAACCAGGAUCCUCUAUAAGAAUUCACUUAAAGGUUGRCAUCUUUGAUACCAGCACAAGCUCUUCUGCAGCUGGAAGUGGGCAUCUGAUGAAGAUGACUGUUCUUUCCCCGUGUUGUCAAAACGUCCAAACAGGAAAGGGUCUACAGGYGGUGAAGGGAUGUUCUUGGCUGUAGGCUUGACUGAAUGUGGURUGUUGGUUUGCCUUUAGCUGAGGGAGCUACCAGAACAGAAAGGGCCAAGGAUCCUGCACAUAGGCCUUCUGUUACCAGUUUCCAUAUUCCUCACUAGCUAAAGUGCUCCAUUGGGCACUGAAGGAGUACUGAGGUCACAGAUGGAGAGAGCAGCUGAGCUCCAUCUCUGUUUUGGCCUGUUCUUAAAACUGCUCUAGUGAGUACUUCUGACUUCUUAGCAGGAUCACAAUGCAAGGAUUGCAGGUGGAGGAAUUGUGUUAGGGAGCAGACACAGACCUUCUCUUCCACUUCUGUGUGUUUUUAAAGUAGCGCCAUGCAUUGGUUGCUUCACUGUUACUCUUCUACCAAGCAGUUUCUCACAAAUCACAUCCUGUUCUGAGGAGCUGGASCCAUGCACAACUUGCACUAAGAAGGUAUAGAGAGAUAGUGCCUCCAGCAGAUCCAGUUUUAGUCAAGAGUCGUUGCRUGUCUCCAUCUUCUUGGUCAGUGUGAUCCCAGAGAAGGCUGUGACUUCACAAAGCAGUUGUGAAGUGGUCAGGAAGAGCAGUCUGACUUAACUGUASAUCUGUGGUGCUAUGAGAGCUUGGCCAUCUCACAGUAAGCAGUGGAAAUGCCACUCUUGCCAUUUGUUGUGGAGAAUGUCAUACUUUGAGUUCUGCACAACUGAAAGAGGCAGGCUGGAGGGGAUGUUCUACUGUCAGGCAUGAGCAGUCUGGGAAAGGGCAGCUCAUUUGCAAAAGCCCAGGCAUGAACCUUUCCUCAUGCUGUUGUUACUGUGCUUUUCCCUGUAUUAGCUUGUCCCUUGCCUAACUCAGCUUAUUAGGAAAGGGGCAGCAGGCUUACCUGCUGGUUUGUAUCGAUUAUACCCUUGCUUGUGUGAUGUUUUAUUGGACAUUUUUAAUGGAUGGAGCUGUCCCUUCACCCUUACAGCAGCCCGAGUCACAGCAAAUUCAAUUCAAUGAUCUGGAGCAAGUGGCAGCAUUUAAAGAUCCUGUGGGAGGCUGAAAACCUGCUGUGCUUUACUCUGCAAAAUAUCCAAGGGCAGCCCUAACUGGGAGAAAAGAGUUUGUAUAGAGAAAAGGAGUGUCUUGCCCUUGGGUCAAAGUGACUGUUGUCGAAGAUGAUGUGAUAGAAGURCAGGAUCUUCACAUGAUAAGUGUUAGCUGUUCUUUACAGUUUCCAUCUGUAGAUUUAUAUAAGCUUUUCAGAGGACAGUGCUGUCCUCUGUAUUUGGUAGCAGUGAAAGUUGAAGCGUGGAGCAGUGAAACGGUCUGACCUGCUCCGUACCUGCUAGCUUGUUUCUCAGGCCACUGUAUCUUCUGACUCUCCAACUGCAGUGGAAGUUUCCCUCUCUUUUAAUGAUCUUGCUGAGAAGCAUUUUUAAAUGUUCCUCUGUCAUACUAAGUGCUUGUGUAAAGCUGGACCCUUCAGGCAGGAGCUUUCAAGUCAGAGCUUAACAGUGGUGUGRAGAGCAGCGAGGCUGGAGUGUGUGAGCAGUGGAGAGCUGAUCCCACAGGGACCAUCUACUAAAGCAAGGAGUUAUCUUGAAGCUUGUCAUACCUAGACUGUAACCUCAACAAAUUGUCAGCUCUCAUGACGCUGAGAUGURCAGCCCCCCAUCCCAACAGGAAUCACCACUGCUUCUGGCAAGUAGGGCCCAGCAGGGAAACAGGAUGGCCUACACUCGCAACACAGAACAACUCAGUGCUGUCUGUCCAUGCCAAAUAUAAACCUUUAUUAGCAACACCAAAUAUAAACCUUUAUUAGCAACACAAGCACAAGGGGUGUACAAAGGAGUGCAUGUGGUUGGAACUGUUCUAUGCAAAACAAACUUUGCUGUACAAGUUGAAUGAUUUCCAAGAAAGGAAAGUCAAACUGAUCCACUGUUGGACUAUUACUUGUUGAGAAAGAAUGGGAAAGGGUAACUGAGGGAGAAAUGACAUUUUUCUGAGAACCAUCUUUGAAAGAAAAUGGAGCAAAAGCAUUGCARAUGUUGAGCAGGGCCAUUUGUGCACCCUAACCCUCUUUUGCUGGCCUGAGGAUAAUAUUGCUGUGUGCUAUGCAAGCCCAGGCAAUGCACACGAUGACAAGCAGAGGUGAGAAAAUACAGACACUAUAAAACAUCUGUUCCCCAAAACUUUUCAGCUCUUAAAAACCAUUGGAAAGGAAAAAUACUAACAUUUGAGGGCUUCCCCUGACAGUUUUAUAUUGCAUGCAGCACAUAAUAAUUUGCAGAUGCAUUUUGCUUCUGUGCCCCUUAUGCACAAGGGAAGAUGAAAAGUGUCUACAGAAGAAUUAAUUGGACAUCUGUACUGUUCCUUGGCCAAAAGAUGGCUUUCCUAAUUUUUUCCUGCCUUGAACUUCUGAGUACCAAAUGCUUCUGGAAGUCAGUGCUUCAGGCUGCAACAAUCUUUCUGUAAAGUGUCCAUAUUCUCAAGAAAGGAGCCACUUAAGGCUGUGUCUCUGGACUGAUGGAGUUACAUUAUACUUUCUUUGUAACUAAUUGUCUGUUUGUCCUUGCCAGCUGACACAAGCUGCAGAGUUGGAAUUAGAAGUGCUUCCUUCCCAUACAGCAGAAAAUGUUGUUUGCUGUAUCCUACUCUAGCARACUGGCAUCAUCUGCUGGUUCUGGGAAGCUUUUCAACAGGGCAGGAUUUGCAGGACACCUUUUUAUGUCCCAGUGCCAGUACACAGCAAGUGAGGAGUCUGACGGUAUUCUCAGGCACUGGGGGUCUUUGCAGAUACAUGAUUCAUGGCUUUGGUUCUGAUGCUCAGUUUACUAGCAAAAAAAAAUAAAGGAAGAGGGUUGCCUUAUUUUCCUGAGAUAUAAUAAACCUGCUUUUCAUCCCUGCCCUCA
This is a messenger RNA of Malurus melanocephalus (red-backed fairy wren), 4418 nucleotides long. It is a transcript of the gene ITFG2, whose product is annotated as integrin alpha FG-GAP repeat containing 2. The coding region runs from base 15 to 1388 and encodes 457 amino acids. Gene Ontology annotation, molecular function: protein binding. Gene Ontology annotation, cellular component: KICSTOR complex. The record is from RefSeq and is a predicted model, not a curated record. NCBI's taxonomy places the organism in Eukaryota, Metazoa, Chordata, Aves, Passeriformes, Maluridae. Gene Ontology annotation, biological process: regulation of TOR signaling. The transcript has 12 exons.